AUGACAGAGCCAAUGAUAGACCCUGAAGAAAGAGACUAAAUUUUCUUAGACCUAAAGAAGAACCCUGCUAAUAAUAGAUGUGCUGAUUGCAAUAGAAAGAAUCCAAAUUGGGCAAGUUGUUAUUUUGGUAUUUUGAUAUGCUACGAUUGUUCUGCAAGACAUAGAAGCUACACUCCUACUUACAGUUUUGUGAGAUCUAUCGAUUUAGAUUAAUGGAAUAGAAAGCAAAUUCUUUGUAUGUAAAACGGUGGCAAUGAUAAAGCUCUCGAAUUCUUUAAAAAGAACGGAUUAAUUAGUGAUUCUAACAAAAAUUGCGAUUAUAAAUCUAAUGUUGCAUAACGUUACAAAAAUGACUUAGUUAAGAAAGUUGAAGGUAUAAUGGCUAAAAAUGCACCUGCUUAAACUAAAACAAACCAAGCAAGUAGCAGCGCUUCUGAAUAAAAGAAUCCUUUAGAUGACAUUUUCGGGAACAUUGCUUCCAAAAAAGAACCCGAAGUCGCUGAAUAAAAAAAGGUUGAACCAGAAGAACAAAAAGUUGAAUAAAAAUAAGAAGUUGUGAAUAACAAUAUUCAUAAUGUUGGCUAAGUAAUUGAAAAGAAAGUAGUAUUUACAAGCAAAAAGGAUGGAAAAACUACAAAAAAGGGAGUGAAGGCAUAAAAAGUAGAUGAUUUUGAUUUUGAUAGUUUAGUUAUUGACGAUGGCUCCUCUGCCGCAAAAAAAGAAUCCCCUAAAAAAUCAAACUAAGCAUACGAUUUCAAGCUUUAUGAAGAAGAGCAAGAAGAAAAGCAAAAGAGAGAACAAUAGCAAUAAUAAAAUUCGAGCAGUACAAAUUACUCAAGCUUUGGAAAUGAUUAAAAAGAAGCUCAAGACAAACUUAAUAAACUCAAGCAAAACAAUAAUGUUAAAGCUAUUUCUAGUGAUUUCUUUAAGCAUUAAGACCAAAAUUCAAAUGAAAACUUUUAAAAAUUUAAUGGAGCAAAAUCUAUUUCUAGCAGAGCAUUUUAUGGAGAAGAAGAAAUACCAGAUGAUGAUCAAUAAGGCUCAGAUAAGUUAGAAACUGUUAAAAAUAUGAUAUUCAAAGCUAAAGAUAACUUAGAUGUCCUUAAAAAUAAGGCUAAGGAUUAUUUCAAUAAUUGGAGGUGA
Molecule: messenger RNA, 1143 nt
Organism: Tetrahymena thermophila SB210
Lineage: Eukaryota; Ciliophora; Oligohymenophorea; Hymenostomatida; Tetrahymenidae
Product: ARF GTPase activator
Exons: 9
Biological process (GO): COPI coating of Golgi vesicle
Molecular function (GO): GTPase activator activity
Source: RefSeq, a predicted model, not a curated record